AUUUUUUGUCUUUGGAAUUGAACCCGAACCCAACCAAAUCAAAUUUCAUUAUUCAGAAAAACUUAAUAAGUGAACAAGUAAAAGUCAAAACAAAAAAAUAUUUUUGGAACUGAACAGAACAUAGUUUUAUUUCUUUCGAUUACUUUAGAAUCAUUUAAUAUUCAAAAUAAAACACAAAUUCAAUAUAAUUACAUCGAAAAUAAUCUAGCAAAAAUGUCAAGUGCUGCAUUCCAAACCUUUGAGCGAUUUUCGCAAAGUUUAGGACAAAAAUUUGAGCCUGAAGUUCGUCAUCACUUGAUGCGAGUUUAUUUAUGCCUUGGUGCAACAACAGCUGCAUCUGCUGCCGGUGCUGUACUAUUUCUAACCGGAAUUCUUGACACUGGUAUCUUGGGUGCCUUGGCCUCAAUUGUCUUGGUUUUGUCUCUUCAUUUCGUAAAAGACAAUGGAAAGAAUUUCUAUCCACGUUUGGCAAUGCUUCUCGGUUUUGGACUUUGUUCAGGACAAGCUCUUGGACCCUUGCUGGAAUAUGUUGUACACUUGAAUCCCGCCAUUAUUGUGUCAGCACUUAGUGGUACAGUUAUAACCUUUUUAACACUGUCCUUAGCUGCACUCUUGGCUGAACAGGGAAAAUAUAUUUUCCUUGGUGGUUUGCUUGUCAGUGUUCUAAAUACAAUGGCUUUGAUGAGCAUUCUGAAUAUUUUCAUGAGGUCAUACAUAGUGUCACAAUUCCACCUCUACGUCGGACUUUUUGCGAUGGCUGCAUUUGUUCUCUUCGACACACAAAUGAUCAUCGAAAAAUGCCGUAUGGGCAAUAAGGACUGCAUUCAACACUCGCUUGAUCUGUUCUUCGAUUUGAUCAGUAUGUUCAGGAAACUAUUGAUUAUUCUCACACAAAAGGAAGAAAGACAAAGGCAAAACAAGAGACGAGACUAAAUAAAAAUCAGUUGACUGUUAUUAAAACAACCAAAUUUUCUUUUCGUUUAUUAUAAAAAUUUGGAUAAUUAUUAACCACUUUUGGAAUAAGUUAUAGGUUUACCUUUCAAUUUUUUGUUUGUUUACUAAAGGCAAAGCAUCUUUAUGCAACAAAUUUGGUUCAUUUGAUGUUGUGUAUAAUAUUAUAAUCAUAAAACAAACAAAACAUUACUUAUACUAAAAUUAAAGAAAAACUUUAAAAAAUAGUACAAA
Eupeodes corollae is the source of this 1185-nucleotide messenger RNA. RefSeq names its product bax inhibitor 1 (gene BI-1). NCBI's taxonomy places the organism in Eukaryota, Metazoa, Arthropoda, Insecta, Diptera, Syrphidae. The record is from RefSeq and is a predicted model, not a curated record. The transcript is spliced from 4 exons. Gene Ontology annotation, molecular function: enzyme binding. Gene Ontology annotation, cellular component: mitochondrial membrane. The coding region runs from base 214 to 933 and encodes 239 amino acids. Gene Ontology annotation, biological process: negative regulation of apoptotic signaling pathway; negative regulation of endoribonuclease activity; negative regulation of RNA splicing.